AUGGCGUCGGCAAUCGGUCGUCCCAUAAAAGUGGACAUCAACACUUUGAAUGUUGAGAGAGGCAAAUUCGCAAGAGUUUGUGUCGAAGUGGACUUAACGGUACCAGUUGUUGGAAAAAUUUGGGUGAAUGGACACUGGUACAAAGUUCAAUAUGAAGGUCUACGCUUAAUCUGCACUAAUUGCGGUUGUUAUGGCCACCUUGGCCGGAAGUGCCCCCUCUCCAACACCGUGCCGGAAGUUGCGGCGAAUCAACACCGAGAAAGUCAACCUGUCAACAAUUCUCGGUCAACUCAUCAACACUUAAAUCGGAAUCAGCAAGAUUUAAAUGUUAUUUCUCAAAAUGGCAUUGAAUUAAAUGCAGGCGCGGAAGAAAAGGAAACAGAAAAGGAGCAAAUCACAAAUAAUAAGGAUGAAUCAUCAAAGCUGCAUGGUGAUUGGUUGUUAGUGACUAGGCGAAAAAAGAAAUCUCAUCAACCCACCACAGAAAACUCAAAAUCUGUUACACAUACAACAAAUAAUUUUAAUGUGUUGUCUCCCCUGGCCCACCAAAAGAAAUCCAAAGCAAUAAAUCAGAAAUUACCACCUAGACCAAAAGGAAGUGAAAUCGCGCGCCCCAAUAAAAGUAGCACAGAUCCCAAACGACGACGUCAUGAUGACCAAAAUCAUGUGCCAAUUAUUUUCCCUUCCAAUCAUGAGCCAAUCAUUAAAAGUGACCCCACCACUCAUAAAAGCUUAUCACAUGAUCUUCACAAAAGCUUACCAUCCCCCCCAUGCAAAACAAACGUGACCCCACCCCCCAUUUUGACUCAUGUGACCUCCCCAAAUGACCAUAAUACCCCUGACAUGGAAAAAAAUCACAACUUUGACCCUAGUUACAUAUUUCAGCUUGUUCCUCAUACAAAUAACGACCAAAAAGAUGUCCACCUUGCCCAUGCGAAACCGAAUUAUGACAAUGGAGAUGAUAAAUUUGAAAAUUGUGAAAUUAUUAGUGAAACUCCCAAGCACAAUGAGGAGGAUAUGGUCACUUAG
This is a messenger RNA of Trifolium pratense (red clover), 1029 nucleotides long. RefSeq lists its product as uncharacterized. Gene Ontology annotation, molecular function: zinc ion binding; nucleic acid binding. The transcript has a single exon. The record is from RefSeq and is a predicted model, not a curated record. Lineage: Eukaryota; Viridiplantae; Streptophyta; Magnoliopsida; Fabales; Fabaceae. The coding region runs from base 1 to 1029 and encodes 342 amino acids.